Tachyglossus aculeatus (Australian echidna) is the source of this 1583-nucleotide messenger RNA. RefSeq names its product nephrocan-like. The transcript has 3 exons. Gene Ontology annotation, molecular function: protein binding. NCBI's taxonomy places the organism in Eukaryota, Metazoa, Chordata, Mammalia, Monotremata, Tachyglossidae. The record is from RefSeq and is a predicted model, not a curated record. The coding region runs from base 1 to 1551 and encodes 516 amino acids.
AUGCAGCUGGCUCAUGCCUUCCUCCUCUUCGUCCCUCUCCUCUCCUUGCCCUGUUUGGGUGGCCUUAGUGCCGACUGCCCCAGGAGAUGCACCUGUGAUGUCACCGGGGGAUUGGUGCAGUGCUUCAGGCUCCCGGGUGUGCCUAGUCCGCUGCCAAUCGACGCCAGGAGGUUGUACAUCAGCCACAGCAAAAUCAAGCAUCUUCAGCUCUCUGACUUCAACAGAAUGUCUCACCUGGAGGAAUUUAUCCUGCUGGCUAGUGGAACCGAGUCCAUCGAAAACAACACCUUCCAAGCCCUGAGCACCUUGAAGACCCUGGAGCUCUGGAAAAACAAAUUAAGACGCGUCCCCAGCAUCCUCCCGGCCAGCCUCCAAGUGCUGAAGCUAAAUGACAACUCGAUCACCGUCCUCCGGGAGUCCGACUUCGAAGGCCUGGCAAAAUUACAAGUGCUAGAGCUACGGAACAAUAUGAUCUCCACCCUCUCCUUCCACACGCUUUCAUCGCCCACCAGUUUGCAGAGCCUGGUUCUGGAUGGCAAUGGUUUGGAAUCGUUCUCCGGGCCUCCUCGCCUUCCCCGUUUAAAGCAUCUCAGUGUGGAGAAGAAUCAGCUGCGCUUCCUCCCUCCUGGCUUCUUCGCACCUCUGCAGCAUCUGCAGUUUCUCAGUUUGGCCGGCAACCUGCUGACCAGAGUCCCCGGUGACCUGCCCAAAUCCCUGCUCUCUUUAAAGCUGGAGAGAAACCGGCUCAAAGCGGUGAGGUUUCGGGACGUAAGGCACUUGGAGAACCUCUCCCAUCUCUUCCUCUCGGACAACCUGCUCUCCUCAAUUGAAGGGGUGCAGUUCCUUGCUAAUCUGACGACCCUCGAACUGUCCCAUAACCAGCUUCAGGCUAUGCCGGGCAGGCUGCCCUCCAGGCUGCAGAAACUGGACUGCAGUAACAACCAGAUUCAGAGAGUUACAGCCCAGGACUUCCACGGAUUAAGAGAACUGAAGCAUUUGUUUCUCGACAACAAUAUUGUGAGCUCGUUCGAAGCUGGGGCUCUCCAGAAGUGUGGGCAGCUUUCUAACCUGGCCUUGGAACAGAACCUACUAAUGUCUAUCCCGCUAAGACUUCCAGACACAUUAGCCAGGCUGGAUCUGAAAGGCAACAGGAUCCGGGACAUCGGUGAGCAGGAAACGAAGGAGUUGAAGCAGCUCCAUGUUCUCAAUCUCCGGAACAACAAGCUCUCCGCCUUAGACCUCCGAGUGCUGGAGAGCCUACCUCGCCUCCGGCACCUGUACCUGGACGGAAACCCUUGGAAUUGUACUUGCGACCUUCUCCGGGCCAGGAAGCUGCUGACGGCCCGGGGUACGGAUGUCAGAGGAGGGCAGUGCACGGUCCCCGCUGAGAGCCAGGGGGAAAACUGGAUGUCCUCAAAGAAGAUGACGCGGCAAUGCGAAAGCCAUUUCCACCCGCCUGAAAAAGCCAGAGAGAUAAGGAAGAAGGCUAAAAGCGAAGACCAAAUGAGCACGGAUGAUGAUUAUUACGAUUAUGAACUAGAUUACGAAUGAACCCAGGGUGAAACUUCUGGUUGCUAUUUUUG